Myripristis murdjan (pinecone soldierfish) is the source of this 4211-nucleotide messenger RNA. RefSeq names its product carboxy-terminal domain RNA polymerase II polypeptide A small phosphatase 1. The record is from RefSeq and is a predicted model, not a curated record. Gene Ontology annotation, molecular function: RNA polymerase II CTD heptapeptide repeat phosphatase activity. Bases 496 to 1284 code for a protein of 262 amino acids. Lineage: Eukaryota; Metazoa; Chordata; Actinopteri; Holocentriformes; Holocentridae. The transcript has 7 exons.
ACUCUCUGCAUUUUUAUCUUAUGAGCUUUGAUGUGUGUGUAAGAUUAGUAAGCAUUAGAAAACUAGACACGGUCUAACUUUACUGAGUUUCUGGCUACUUUAAGGGAGCGUCGUCAAAGUUGAAGGCGGCGGGCCAGCGGGUCUUGUGGAGGGCCGUUCUCUUCCUGCGCCGCUUUAAGUGAAAGGGGAAGCCUUGAAACCUCCAUGUUUGUAUCUUGAAAUUGCGAGCGGAGUUGAGCACCAUAUUGAAUCAAAGUUGCCAACUCCUUGACAAAUGUUUUCUAACUUUCAAAGUUCAAACUUGAGCGGGCACUCGAGCGGCAACCGACACCUGACGGCCCACGGACGCGCUGGAGGCGACUUGUUGCGAUGUUUCCCCGGGGAUUUCAACUUAGUCUCCGCGCCCGCUCCGUUUAAUGCGCCGAGGCAGCCGAGCAGUCUGUAACUUUACAGUGUAAGGAAGAGCCGCAGCACUCCGGAGCAGACCUGGAUGUGAUGGACAAUCCGUCCUCAGUGAUCACGCAAGUCAGCCGGGAUGAAGAGGGAAAUAAAGCCGCGGGAGAGAGAGGUUCCUCGCCCUCCCUGUCGUCCAAGAAGCCCAGGAGCGGGGGCCUGUUCUCCAGCCUGUUCUGCUGCCUGUGCCGGGAGCAGCCCGAGGCCCCGCCGGUCAACAACAACGCCCCCCUGCUGGUCGAAGAGAAUGGAACCGUCUCCAAGAACCAGGUGAAGCCGCUGCUGCCUCCAGUGAAGUCGAAAGACUCUGGAAAGAUCUGCGUGGUAAUCGAUCUGGACGAGACGCUGGUCCACAGCUCGUUUAAGCCUGUGAACAAUGCGGACUUCAUCAUUCCAGUGGAAAUAGAUGGAACAGUACACCAGGUGUACGUGUUGAAGAGGCCGCACGUCGACGAGUUCCUCAAGAGGAUGGGGGAGCUGUUCGAGUGCGUCCUGUUCACUGCCAGUUUAGCCAAGUAUGCCGACCCCGUGUCCGAUCUCCUGGACAAGUGGGGCGCCUUCCGAUGCCGCCUCUUCCGGGAGUCGUGCGUCUUCCACCGAGGAAACUACGUCAAGGACCUGAGUCGCCUGGGACGGGACCUCAACAAGGUCAUCAUUGUCGACAACUCGCCUGCCUCCUACAUCUUCCACCCUGAUAACGCAGUGCCGGUGGCCUCGUGGUUUGACGACAUGUCCGACACGGAGCUGCUGGACCUCAUCCCGUUCUUCGAGAGGCUCAGCAAAGUGGAUAAUGUGUACAGAGUCCUCAAGCAGCAAGGGACCACGAGCUAGCAGUGUCACUCUGCACCUGGGAUCAGAGCAAAUUAACUACAGAGUACACACACACACAUACACACACAACACACACACACACACACAAAUGUCGGUGAGGCAUCAGCCUGCCUACUACUGCCCGUCACAGUCCCCCAAACAGACUGCAUGAGGCCUGGCAGAGCCUCCGCCUCCCCAGCAGCUCCAAGCCUUUAACAGUCUGCAGCACGUUUGGGAGUCUUCACUUGACCUAACGGUGCCCUCACUGCCACCUGCUGGUGAAAGCGAAAACUGCUUGACAUUUUGCCUUGUAGCUUCCCCUUAUAAACCUGCGGCCGCCUGUCACGCACCAGCCCAUGCAAGCGAGCGAAUGGAUGGAUGAGGAGUGGUGCUCAUGUUCGGCACUUCUUCCUGCAAUAUCACUGAACUCGACGAAGCAGAGGUUUCUGUGCGUGAACCCUCUGCAGUCUGCACACACACACACACACACACAUACACAGAGUGGGUACUGGAAACAGACUUGUGUCACGGAGGCAGCGAAUCUGAUCCCACACAACUGAAGCAGGACUGAUUCAAGUGGAUGAGUUUUGGAAAAGAAUUAACCUGAUCAGUUUUGUCGGAGGAAAAGCUGCUGGUGCCCCAGGUGUCUUUUAAGCGUUUGAAAUAGCAUUAUUUUUGUCACACCACCUCAGUUCUCGUCCAUUGCCCUCUUUACACUAUUCUCUGGACACUUGUUGAAUUUAAAGCUCUCGCCGAUUGCUAUCCUUUCUCUUUCCAGUGAUCUUCGGGAAUCGUUUGAGUUGUAACUUUGAGAAAGAGCAACGCGAUCACUUCUUUGUGGAUAAUCAUAACAGUGUUACGACUGCACCGAUGAACAAAACGCUCUUUUUCAUUUCUUCACCAAAACCCAAGUGGGGUUGUCAGAUAUCAUGGCGGGUUGUUAAACCCACUCAUGCGAAAAUAAUGACUGGACAGCACUUUACAAGGUAAAGGACCAGCCUCAUUGUCAUUGCAGCUUAGAAACGGCUUUUCGUGCAACAAUUUGACCAACACGCCAAAAGUCGCAAACCAGCCAGCAAACCAGCCCAGGUCCCAUUCAGAAACAGUGUCAAACCUGACACUGGAUAUUGAAUCAUGACAGCGGAAGUGCAGCUACUAUGCUUACAGUACGUGGAGCUCCAAAGGUCGUGUAAAGAGACCAGUUUAUAUGGAAAUGCAGUAUAUCUUUUAUCUGUGCGUCGGCAGAUGUCAUGGAUAGGUAAUGCCAGAGACGAGCAGACCAGGCCGAUCGGAUGGAAAUGGGUCAGUGUUACAUCAAAAGAGGGGCCUCAGUUGCGUCGAUGUAUGAUAUCUGGUUUUGUGACUCGUUCUUUGUUUUAUAGCCACAAACAAAACUUGAAUUAUCAGUAGCAUUUAGGGACUGCAGUUGAACGGCAAUGGAAAUGCGUAUGGUGCAAAACAAAAAGGUUCGGCAAGUUAGUGGUUCAAGUCGUGUGAUUUAUAAGCUUCAGUACAAAGUAAGAGUCUUUUUCUCCAGGCGGUACAGUACAUAUGGGCUGGAAAACAAUUUUUUAAAAAAUAUAUUAUUUUGAAGUAAAAUGUGUGUUGGGGAAGGAAUUCUGGGAGGACUCAAGAAUUCGGGAGGCAGUGUUUGGCGAGACCAGGCGCUCCUCUCAAAACACAACGCACCGUUUAAUUCACAUCACAACACUUUGACGUUGGACAGAUGGCGGUGAUGUGCCUUGCAUUCCUGUCCAUUCUAUUGUUUGGUGGUGUUUUUACUUAUUACCGCAACAAUAUGGUGUGGACACAGUACUGUUCCUUUGGCCGUUACUUUACUAUCACUCUCUUGACCUAAAGGUACAACCCACAGAUGAACGCACCAAUUUCAUGCCUGUUCUCUUGGGGUUUGUUGAACGGCAUUCUGGGAAAUGUAGGAACUCACUUAAGGAGCGAUUUGAGGAAAAAUGGGUGUCAUGCUGCAUUUGAUUGCGCUUGGAAAAUCUCUUACUCCGAAAUGUCCGAUAAUGCCACCAUUCAAAUCACCAGUAUGAAAUGUGUCUGUCAGUGAUGUAGCCUAAGCACAAUUCUCUUUGCAUCAAGAUAUACUACAAAAUGUUAUUUUUAUAGAUUAUGUGCUGUCAAAAUGUGCCGUAACAACUUAAUAGUCAGUUUUAUUGUCAUUAACUUUACUAGAUUCUGAUAACAGCAGUCGGCAAAAGGUGUUCAUAUUUUUUCAUAUCAAAGCACAAGAACACAUUUAAGUUGCGAGUUCAGAAUAGGGUUUCGGAUUUUCGAUUUUUGAGGACAAUUGAACGCAGCAUAACACAAAAGGGAAUUAUGGCACUUAAUUUGCGAAAUGGCCCCUGGAAUACAUUGAACAUCACAGAUUCAUAACAAAACCGUGUAAGUGUGUUUUAAAGGAGAAGUGUGGACAAGCACAUGACAGCUCAACCGGACCACAUGGUUUGGUCCCUUUGGUCUGCAUGAUUUCUGUCUUUUUUUUUUAAUACAUAUUUUCCCAGUGUCCACUAAUAAUGGACGCUCCAUUGACAAUACAGUGUGUUGUUGACAGUGACGAAUGCAACGGUGGGCUCGACUCGGAGCCUCGAUAGCAGGCUUGUGACUCAGGCUGAGAGGGAAUAUUAUGGAGAUGGGGCAAGGCUAUAAAGUAAAUCCACAAUAUUAAGAGAUAUUACACUAUUUUUCUAUGCUUAACAAAUUCUUGUCAAUCAAAUUAGCCAUUUUUGAUAAAUAAUCACUGAUUUUAUUUCAGAUUUCUUUUGGCAAUUAAGGACUAGUCCUCUGAUACUGUUUUCCAAAGGGGGAAACAUUUUUCUUGCUGUUGCAAGACAAGGUUGGUUACCUCAUAUAUUAAUAGGCAAUAUAUGGUUUAAAAAAAAAAAAAAGAAAAAAAAAAAAACACCAGCAAAUAUCUAAAAGCAUAG